Messenger RNA from Salvelinus fontinalis (brook trout), 6240 nucleotides. RefSeq names its product ubiquitin-protein ligase E3A-like. Lineage: Eukaryota; Metazoa; Chordata; Actinopteri; Salmoniformes; Salmonidae. The transcript has 16 exons. The record is from RefSeq and is a predicted model, not a curated record. Bases 338 to 2887 code for a protein of 849 amino acids. Gene Ontology annotation, biological process: protein polyubiquitination. Gene Ontology annotation, molecular function: ubiquitin protein ligase activity.
UGGUUGGCUUGUUUUGGGAUCACCAUGCGCUGCAUGCCGGGAUACACCUCCGUGUUGACACAAAAUGGUCGAGUAUGUUUUGUGACCCGGGAGUUUAGCAGGCCUAAAAGUUGUACCUUAUCAUUCGGCACGCAGAACAGCUAUUUGAAUAGUACAUAGUAGCACAGAUGUCCAGUACUGUUCAGCAGUGGGAAGUAUGCAUCACAAAGCCUACAUCAGCUGGUGAGCUGCGGGGGAGCAAGCCGAUGACUGUGGGCAGACUGGCUACGCCUCCGAUUAUAGCCUACGCAUCGCACAGACCGUCGCCUACAUCAUAGAGGACGCUAAAACAAGCCGAAUGAAGAGAGCGGCUGCAAAGCAUCUAAUUGAGCGCUACUUUCGCCAGUUAACAGAGGGCUGUGGAAAUGGGGCCUGCGCGAAUGAGUUGUGUGCUUCGUGUCUUGGUUUUCAACCUUUGGAUCACAACACGGCGGCCAUCAGAGCCCUGGAGCUCUAUAAAAUUAACACCAAACUGUGUGACCUUCACCCCUCCGCUGCCUUCCCUGACAACAACAGUGCCGAGGACACACAACCUGCCUUAUUGGGCGACCGCCACGGGAAGAUGACGGACAACCUGUUUCCCCCAAGGGAAGACUUCAGAGAUGUGCAUUACCUGACCGAGGAGAAGGUGUAUGAGAUCCUGAGUAUCUGUGAGGGGAAGAAGGACUACUCUCCUCUGAUCCGAGUCAUCGGGAGGAUCUUCUCCAGCGCUGACGGUCUGGUGCGGAGCUUCAGGAAAGACAAGGAGCAACACCCCGACACCAAGGAGCAGCGCAAGACCCACCAGGCCAAAGACGAGGACAAGGACGAGGACGACAAGGAGAGAACCACCGCCAUGGAGCAGGAAUCAGAGGCCUCGGCGUCCAUGGAAGGAGCGACGGGAUCGACGGAGAACAGACUGGGUCCUGUGGAGGUCUCCUUGGACGUAGAAGCUGUGAGGAGAGUGUACGACAGACUCCUCUCCAACGAGACGAUGGAAUCAGCCUUCCUCAACGCCCUGGUCUACCUAACUCCCAACGUAGAGCUGGAUCUAACCUAUCUGGACGUGUACGACACCAACCCAGACUACCUGAACAUCUUCGUCAUCGUGAUGGAGAACAGCAGCCUCCACAGCCCAGAGUACCUGGAGAUGGCCAUGCCUCUGUUCUGUAAGUGUAUGAGUAAACUCCCUCUGCCUGCCCUGGCCAAGCUGACGCGCCUGUGGUCUCGGUACAGUGUAGAGCACAUCAGGCGAAUGAUGGAGACCUUCCAGCAGCUCAUCACCUACACGGUGAUCAGCAACGACUACGACAGCGACAGUCUGGUAAACGAUGACGAGGCCGUUGUGGCGGCCACCAAGUGUCUGAAGCUGGUGUUCUACGCCAACGUGCUGGGAGGUGACCUCGAUACGGGCCACAACGAAGAGGAGGAGGAGGAGCCCCCGUCUGAGUCCAGCGAGCUCACCCUGCAGGAGCUCUUAGGGGAGGAGAGGAGGAACAAGAAGGGUCUCCGGGUCGAUCCUCUGGAGAAGGAGCUGGGCGUCAGGACCCUGGACUGCAGACGACCCCUCAUCCCCUUCGAGGAGUUUGUCAACGAGCCGUUGAACGACGUUCUAGAGAUGGACAAGGACUUUACCUUCUUCAAGGUGGACUCGGAGAGUAAGUUCUCCUUCCAGAGCUGUCCCUUCAUCCUCAACGCCUGCACCAAGAGCCUGGGUCUGUACUACGACAACCGCAUCAGCAUGUACAGCGAGAGGAGGAUCACGGCUCUCUACAGCCUGGUACAAGGGCAGCAGCUCAACCCGUACCUCAGGCUCAAAGUACGACGAGACCACAUCAUCGACGACGCCCUCGUCAGGUUAGAGAUGAUCUCCAUGGAGAACCCAGCGGACCUGAGGAAGCAGCUGUUUGUGGAGUUUGAAGGCGAGCAGGGCGUCGACGAGGGAGGAGUCUCUAAAGAGUUCUUCCAGCUAGUCCUGGAGGAGAUGUUCAACCCUGAUAUUGGCAUGUUUACGUAUGAUGAGUCCACCAAGCUGUUCUGGUUCAACCCGUCCUCUCUGGAGAAUGAGGCCCAGUUCACCCUGAUCGGCAUCGUCCUGGGCCUGGCCAUCUACAACAACUGCAUCUUGGAUGUUCACUUCCCCAUGGUGGUCUACAGGAAACUGAUGGGGAAGAAAGGGACCUAUCUUGACCUGGCAGACUCUCACCCGGUUCAGUACCAGAGUCUGAAGGAGCUGCUGGACUAUGAGGGCGACGUGGAGGAGGACAUGAUGAUCACCUUCCAGAUCUCACAGACUGACCUGUUUGGAGACCCCAUCACUUACGACCUGAAGGAAAACGGGGACAAGAUACCUGUUAAUGUGGACAAUAGGAAGGAGUUUGUGUCUCUGUAUGGCGAUUACAUCCUUAAUAAGAGUGUGGAGCGCCAGUUCAAAGCCUUCAGGAGGGGCUUCCAGAUGGUCACCAACGAGUCUCCUCUCAACUGUUUGUUUAGACCUGAAGAGGUGGAGCUACUCAUCUGUGGAAGCAGGAAUUUAGACUUUCACGCACUUGAAGAAACGACCGAGUAUGACGGAGGCUACAACAAAGACUGUCGCAUUAUCAAAGACUUCUGGGAGACGGUGCAUUCGUUUGGUGAGGAGGAUAAGAGACUUUUCCUCCAGUUUACGACGGGGACUGACAGAGCACCCGUAGGAGGCCUGGGCAAGUUAAAGAUGAUCAUCGCCAAGAACGGCCCCGACACAGACAGGUUACCUACUUCUCACACGUGUUUUAAUGCCUUGCUGCUCCCAGAAUACGACACAAAGGAGAAGCUGAAGGAGAGACUUCUCAAAGCCGUCACUUACGCCAAAGGAUUUGGAAUGUUGUGAAACAAAAACGACUACUCUGAUUAAAAAAAUUAAAACACAAUUCAACGGUUUAAAUGUUUUAAUGGAUACGGAAGGAGUUUUACAAUACAAUGAGACAUGAAUUCACAUUUAUUAUUUUUAUUAUUUUUAGUGGCAUUAUGACAAGGAAGCGUUCCAGUUGUGUGUGCCAAGAUAUCAAUUAGACAAGACACUUUGAUCUAACCCCCCCCCCCCACACCAACCCUCAGAUCUCUCUAGUGUACACAACCUCUCCUUAUUUUCUAGCUUUUUUUCAAAUAGUUUAAAUCAGUCAGAAUGAUUCACUGGAACUCGAUUCUUCUACGUGUGUUUUAUUAGAGAUGGUUGACGUGUUAAAACAUCCCCGGUCUGAAGCAGGUGAUCAUCGUGUCUGAUUUGUUGUGAAGGUGCACUUACCGUUCUGAAUGUCAGUGAAUGGUGUGUGUAUAUAUAUAUAUAUAUAUACAGGACUGUAUACUUCCGUACGGGGACAUUUUUGUUUGUUCAUGGGAUCGUAAAAAAAGUCUUCCCGGUCAAUAUAUUCUGUAAUCGCCCAGCGGUGUUGUCGGUUAAACUUCCUAAAAAUGAAAUCCCUCUUCAUAAUGCAUUUAUACGUGCAUUUUAAUACCUGACAUAGGUGCUUAUAGCUGUUCAUAAGCAUCUAUAAUGCAUUAUUAAGAGGGUGUUCAUAUGAAGUGUUAGCAAGUUGUCUAAGGCAGGGUUUCCCAUACUCGGUCCUGCCCCACCCCCCCAAAAGCUUAAUGAGUUUGGUUAUUUGAAUCGGCUGUGUGCCGCUAGGUCCGAAACCAAAAUGUGCACCCAUGGUGGUUCCCAGCACCGGACUGUUCUCACCAUGUACACCAAUAGUGUUCCUGCUCUGCAGCCUCUGUGCAAAUGGCACACUAUUCCCUGCACAAUGUUACUACUUUUGACCAGGGUCCAUAGGAGUACACACUGUGUAUGGCAGGGGUCUCCAACCCUGUUCCUGGAGAGAGACCCUCCUGUAGGUUUUAACUCCAACCCUGUUCCUGGAGAGAGACCCUCCUGUAGGUUUUAACUCCAACCCUGUUCCUGGAGAGAUACCCUCCUGUAGGUUUACACUCCAACCCUGUUCCUGGAGAGCUACCCUCCUGUAGGUUUUAACUCCAACCCUGUUCCUGGAGAGAGACCCUCCUGUAGGUUUUAACUCCAACCCUGUUCCUGGAGAGAGACCCUCCUGUAGGUUUUAACUCCAACCCUGUUCCUGGAGAGAGACCCUCCUGUAGGUUUUAACUCCAACCCUGUUCCUGGAGAGAGACCCUCCUGUAGGUUUUAACUCCAACCCUUUUCCUGGAGAGAGGGCCUCCUGUAGGUUUUAACUCCAACCCUGUUCCUGGAGAGAGACCCUCCUGUAGGUAUUAACUCCAACCCUGUUCCUGGAGAGAGACCCUCCUGUAGGUUUUAACUCCAACCCUGUUCCUGGAGAGGUACCCUCCUGUAGGUUUUAACUCCAACCCUGUUCCUGGAGAGAGGGCCUCCUGUAGGUUUUAACUCCAACCCUGUUCCUGGAGAGAAACCCUCCUGUAGGUUUUAACUCCAACCCUGUUCCUGGAGAGAGAUACUCCUCCUGUAGGGUUUAACUCCAACCCUGUUCCUGGAGAGAGAUACUCCUCCUGUAGGGUUUAACUCCAACCCUGUUCCUGGAGAGAGACCCUCCUGUAGGUUUUAACGCCAACCCUGUUCCUGGAGAGAGACCCUCCUGUAGGUUUUAACUCCAACCCUGUUCCUGGAGAGAGACCCUCCUGUAGGUUUUAACUCCAACCCUGUUCCUGGAGAGAUACCCUCCUGUAGGUUUUAACUCCAACCCUGUUCCUGGAGAGAGACCCUCCUGUAGGUUUUAACUCCAACCCUGUUCCUGGAGAGAAACCCUCCUGUAGGUUUACACUCCAACCCUGUUCCUGGAGAGAGGGCCUCCUGUAGGUUUUAACUCCAACCCUGUUCCUAGAGAGAUACCCUCCUGUAGGUUUUAACUCCAACCCUGUUCCUGGAGGGUUGGAAAGGGUUGGAAAGCCCUGAUGUAGGGUCUCUCUCCGGAAACAGGGUUGGAAAGCCCUGAUGUAGGGUCUCUCUCCGGGAACAGGGUUGGAAAGCCCUGAUGUUGGGUCUCUCUCCAGGAACAGGGUUGGAAAGCCCUGAUGUAGGGUAUCUCUCCGGAAACAGGGUUGGAAAGCCCUGAUGUAGGGUCUCUCUCUGGGAACAGGGUUGGAAAGCCCUGAUGUUGGGUCUCUCUCCGGGAACAGGGUUGGAAAGCCCUGAUGUAGGGUCUCUCUCCAGGAACAGGGUUGGAAAGCCCUGAUGUAGGGUAUCUCUCCGGGAACAGGGUUGGAAAGCCCUGAUGUAGGGUCUCUCUCCGGGAACAGGGUUAGAAAGCCCUGAUGUAGGGUAUCUCUCCGGGAACAGGGUUGGAAAGCCCUGAUGUAGGAAAUAGGAUGCCAUUCUGGAAGCAGCCUAUAUAUAUAAUGGAGUUGCAUGAUUGACUGUAUGUCUACCACUUUGACAAACCACGCUGCUACUUUUGGCUGUAGUUCUGCACACAAACUUUUUCCGAUAUGUUGGAAUAGCUUGCUGUUUAAACAUUUUAUUUUUUUUGCAAUGUUGAUUUUGUAUGCCACAGCCCAGACAGAACCGGACACACUUCCCUUUGUGGAGUGUUUAAGUUUAAAUCUUUUAUUUUAAUGCAUAAUUCGACAUUAAAAUGUCUAGUUUGCAGUGUAUUGUGCCGGGGCAAUGUUAAUAUUUUGUAGCUAAAUCUGGGUAAUGUUACCAGAAUUUUGGAACCCUUUGCUCACUUUGCAGUUAAUCGGGACCCAGAUAUUGUGAAAUGUUGGCGUGGAGAAACGUUUCUUGCGUAAUACUAUAAUAAUAGCACUGAAUUAACGUGCCACAGCCGUGCUCAGAACAGUGUGUGUUUGGUUCAUGUUGUUUUUGAUUGAUUUUGAUGUGACUUGGUAAUUGUUUAUUAUGCUGUACAGCACAGGAGGUUGAUGGCACCUUCAUUUGGGAGGAUGGGCUCGUGGUAAUGGGUAUUAAACACAUGUUGGUUUGAUGCCAUUCCGUUCGAACCGUUUCAGCCAUUAUUAUGAGCCGUCCUCCCCUCACCAGCCUCCACUGCUGUACACCUGAAAGCCCUCCCAAGCCCUACAGAAGGUUUUUUGGUUUAAUAUCCGAUGUGUGCAACAGGAAGGAAGGAAUUAGUUGUUUGCUGCCUGGUUUAUUUGAUCAAAAUUGAUAUCUCAUGAGAUGAAGGAAUGUGCAAACAUAACGAAACACUUGAUGUGUCAACAUAAUGCAAAAAAUAAAAAGUACAUUUUUUUUUA